CAUUGCUUUCGUCCAUUGCCGACACUCGGUGGUGAGCUGUACCUUGGUGUGAGUUUUAAUGUUUAGUUUUAGUUGCACGCUGAGCCAGAUAAAUCAAACUAGAGACAGACGGAGAAGCGAUAGUAACAGGUUUGCUAUUAUACCAACGAUACACGAGAAAUGGAGCAACCUUUUGUCAAGGAGGCUUUUAAAGUUCUUACCAGAGAAGCCAAAGAUCUAUUUCUGGGGACGAGCCUUCCCGAAACCUAUGGCAUACCAUCAGCCCUGGAGUUUGUACGGGACAAUGUGGCGAAAAACAUGCCAUUGAUCAUACGGGAAGCCACUAACGAUUGGCCAGCUGUGGAAAAGUGGAAUUCCAAAUACUUCAGAGAAACGUUCGCGGACAAGGAAGUCACAGUUGCAAUCACCCCCAAUGGGUACGCCGACGGACUAGCCAAACAUGACGGCGCGGAUUUCUUCGUUCUGCCCAUGGAGACUCAGAUGUCGAUGGGAGAAUUUCUGGACACGUUGGAUCGCAAAGACGAAAAUAUACUGUACAUACAACGGCAAAACUCUAAUCUCACGGAGGAUUUCUACGAGUUAUGGCGGGACGUGGACAUGGAAAAGCUUAAAUUUGCCUCAGAAGCCUUCAACAAGCAACCGGAUGCCAUCAACUUCUGGAUGGGAGACGAUCGUGCCAUUACAUCUACGCAUAAAGAUCCAUACGAAAAUAUCUACUGUGUAAUUUCUGGCUAUAAGGAUUUCAUUCUGAUCCCACCCGUCGACUUGCAUAACGUCCCACGAAAGAAGUACCCCAUGGGAAUCUACAUGCAGGAAGAUGAUGGGACAAUGGUGGUGGAGCCAAUCUUAGAUGAAAUAUGCAAACCUAGGCUCAUCGAGUGGGUUAGUAUCGAUCCUCUGGAACCGGACCUUGAGAGGUACCCGCAGUACGCCAAUGCUACCGCCUACGAAAUCCGAGUGAAUGCCGGUGACAUGUUGUACCUUCCAAGCCUGUGGUAUCAUCACGUACGCCAAAGUCACAAAUGCAUUGCGGUUAACUUCUGGUACGAUAUGGACUACGACGCUCGCUACUGCUAUUACAAAAUGACGGAAAAGUUGUGCGGUUAUGGUGAUUAUGAGGAAGACUAGGGCGAUUGGUAUGUGAUCGAAGGCAAACAUUUGUUAUUGGUAAUAAAAUACUGUUUUAUUUUUAAUA
This is a messenger RNA of Aedes aegypti (yellow fever mosquito), 1195 nucleotides long. It is a transcript of the gene JMJD7, whose product is annotated as jmjC domain-containing protein 7. The coding region runs from base 160 to 1128 and encodes 322 amino acids. Gene Ontology annotation, molecular function: 2-oxoglutarate-dependent dioxygenase activity. The transcript is spliced from 6 exons. NCBI's taxonomy places the organism in Eukaryota, Metazoa, Arthropoda, Insecta, Diptera, Culicidae. The record is from RefSeq and is a predicted model, not a curated record.